AUGAAGAAAAAACCCAACAUCUUUGAGUUACCGCCCAAGUGUCCGGCGCUCGCAAAUAAAAUCUCUGGCAUCUUUGGUUGGCGGCAUACGUACCAAGUGCACCAGCGACAGAAAGGCAUUGCACAUUGCCAACAACAAUUGUGUAAAAGUUACUCGCUCAACUUACCACGGAAGGUAGGUGAGACUACAACGACAGGAACCGGCAAUGUGGAAUCACAAGAUAAAAAUAUAGCAUCGACGUCUACUCGCAUCGUAUAUCCAGACAACAGCAAGAAUAGCAGGGUUUCGAAGUCUGAUACAGCUACUUGCGAAAUAAAUCCGGAUUCCUGGGUGGUUGUGCAUCAUCUGCAGUCGCAGUCAGGUAUUCUUGAUCCGUCGGACCACAUCUGCGACGUUGCAGAUGAUCGAGAGGAGAUUAUCGCUCACUAUGAGGAUGCGGGUGUAGCACUCGAUCCAGGUGUUCAACAGGGUGGCGGAGAUGGAGCAAGCGGUAGCUCUGUUGGAACCGGAAGUCCUGACAUAUUUCAAACGGCGGCUUCUGGUAAAAAGAGCACCAUAGUUGCAGUUGGACGAACGGUCGGUGAUCCGGCCCUGGAGAGUAUCAUCGGUGUUAACGUUAGCAUCACCGAAGGAACAGGCAACACUGACAAUGCUGCGUUGAACAUGUCGAUCGGUGGUCCUGGAGGGGCUCAUGAUCAAGGCAACCCGACGAGUGGAGUUGCGUCGUGCAUUGAGGUAUUCGCCAACGAACCCGCUCCACUUGGGCUUGGCCUUCAAGUUCGCCGAGGCAGCGAACCAUCCUUGCACCAAAUCGGCGUGACGGAACAGCAUAGCCCACUGUACAAUGUGAACUCGAACAGCCACCACGAAGGAACAAGUAAGCGUUGGUCAGCAGCACCUGUCUGUCGGAGUGACAGUGAUCCCCCUUCGGACCGGAUGCAUUCAUCGCAACAAAACGGAGCCGCGACGGUGUACAAUUAUAAUCAUCACCUGAUGUCACCUGAGUGGAACGUACCGGAGGAGGAUGUAUCGCAACAGCAUGACAGUCUACUGCCCCAGGCGUUCAACCGCUCCGGGCGUCUGUCGAUGCAAUUUUUAGGCACCGAUUCAGGAAAUGGCUAUCGUUGGAUGGACGCGGCGGAGAAGGUCGCUUCUGCAGCGCACAAUCAAUCAGAGUCCUCGUAUGGGUACCAACCUUAUCAAAGUUUUGUGCAUCAGCAAUUGCAACAACACCCUUUUCAUCAUUCGGGAAACGAUGUUACGUGCUCAGGUGGAGGAAGUGUGGCCGGAAAUAGCAGCUUUAGCUCAAAGUCACUUCCUCGCGAGUCUACUCGUAAAGAACCACUUGGACAAGCAAAGGCAUCAGUGUAUGAUUCAAUACGUAACAAAGACAGUGAAAUGCUACUGGUAGUGAAUGAAUCUGGCGGGCCACUAGGACUCACAGCCAUUCCGGAUAUGGACCGGGGUGGAUUGCUGGUGCAAAGUGUGGAAUCGGGUAGUAGAGCGGAACGUGGCCGUCUGCGGCGGGGUGAUCGUAUUCUCGAGAUAAACAAUAUUAAGCUCAUCGGGCUCUCUGAAAGUUCCGUGCAGGAACAUCUUAAGAAGAGCCUUGCAUCGACUGAGCUAAGAUUGCGCGUAGUACGUGGUACCGGUAGCAGAACCGCGGUGAGGAAAGCAGAGCAACAGCACUUUGGUACCCGAUUGGUGAAGAGUAGCAGCGGACCUCGAUAUAAUCGCGAUAACCGCGUUGGCCAGAUGAUCGAAGCGGAGGAAAAACCAAUUUCGACAGCUAAAGUUGCGACGCUAUCGCCUACGCGCAAGAUACCUGGUGCACCCUCUACCGCCACUAGCCUGCAGGCGGCGAACACCAGAAAACUCGGUAAACGCAUCGAAAUUACACUUACAAAGGGUGAUCACGGGCUUGGAUUUUCUGUCACCACUCGUGAUAAUCCAGCCGGUGGCCACUGUCCAAUAUACAUAAAGAACAUUUUGCCGAAGGGUGCAGCCGUUGAGGACGGUCGGCUUAAGCCGGGUGAUCGAUUGCUCGAGGUGGAAGGCGUUCCAAUGACGGGUAAAUCACAAACGGAAGUAGUUUCAAUAUUACGCGGCACGCCGCAAGGAGCCACUCUCAAAAUCGUAGUUUCUCGUCAACAAGAACUAGCAGUCGAUGUAAAAGAACGUGAAAUAGAUUUUAACACUGAAAGUGAACCAAAGAAUUCGCCUCCCAAACCACCACCACCAGUAAUGCCUAAAUCAUCGUUAAAACAUCUGGAUAGUAGCCACAGCCUCUCGAGACCCUCCGACAUAUUGCAUGUAGAAGGAGUAAGACGGUGUGAUCCUCAAAACAAUGUAGGAAGCAGUCGUUCACUGCCAAAACUCUCACCCAUGGAUUCCUCUUCUACACCGAAAACACCAAUUGUACAGAAAAAGUCUCUAGCAUCAAUAUUAAAAUCGGCAUCAACUAACCACGUCGUUGAAUUGAUGAACCAGCAUCAAUUGGACUCCAAUGUCAACGCUGAUGGCAGAUACAAUUCAGGCAUCGGGAAUAUGCUCAACGAACAGACUAUGUCGAAUAACGGUAGCGGAGGUGAUUCAGUGGUAGGAACAGCCUGGAAAAAUAGAGAAAUGCUUACUCUUCAUAUACCGGUACACGAUACUGAAAAGGCCGGAUUGGGAGUGAGUGUAAAAGGAAAAACGGGCUCCGGAAAUUGUAGUAGCAGUACGGGAAGUGGGAGCAGUAGUCGUACGGACGGAGAUCUCGGUAUCUUUGUGAAGAGUGUUUUACAUGGUGGUGCAGCCAGCCGCGACGGCCGGCUCAAGAUGAACGAUCAGUUGUUGAGUGUGAAUGGAGUAUCGUUGCUUGGUCAGUCAAACGCCGAAGCAAUGGAUACCCUACGCAGAGCGAUGUUGCAGUCGGGUGGUAGCUAUCCGGGUAAAAUUAUUUUAAAAAUUGCUCGUCGUAUUGGACGCCCGGUAAGUACUGGAGAACUGUUGGAAACGAUUGAUCCACGGUCCAAUGUUGGAGUGAAGACGGAGGAGCAGCAAAGCGAUGCAAACUCAGGAACAGUGACAAUAUACCUUAGCACAGAGAACGCACAGCAUCAACAAUAUUCGCCAACACGCCGUUCGCAAAAAGAUAGUUGCGAACCACAAAACCAACAGGGUCAUUUGCAGCAAGGCAAACGUUACAGCAAUCCCGUGCUAGAUCGUUUAACCGGUGGUGGAACUAACAGUAGCACAACGUUACUGCAACACAUGAAUCAGCUGCCAUUGAAUGGCAGUGAUACAUCAUCCGGUGGCCAUUAUCCUAAUAACAGUAACAAAGUCCUAAGUCCUAAUAUCAGUAAUACUAUGCAUAAUCACCAUCAAGAUUCCCUCAACCAAAGACCACCUGCUCAGCGUUUAUAUGCACCAGCAUCAGCAUUAGUGCAUCGGCCGCCAGUGCAGCAUGGGCUUCGAAAUGAGAGCUAUUACAUGGCGACUAAGGACCACUGGAGUACGACAUCUUCAGCUACUAGUCUAAAUGGCAGCAAUGUAGUGAUGAUUGAGGAAGAUCCAGAACCAACUUCUCCUACUUUCCAUCUCACCCGUCCCUUAGAAGAGGGCAGUACAGGUGUUGGUAUCAGCACAGGGGGCGGUCUUAGUAAUGUAAACACUUCAACACCAAACGGGGUCGAUCCGACCUAUGCAAGCCAGCUAUCACUCGAAACUAAUCCACCUUCAUCAGAUGCGUUCAGUAGAGAUGCAAUAGGGCGUCGCUCGAUGUCAGAAAAGCAUCACGCUGCUAUGGAUGCACGCGAAACCGGUACGUACCAGCGCAAUAAGAAGCUACGUGAAAAACGCGACCGGAACAGCAAAAUAAUGACAAGCAGCGGUAUAUCUACUGUUGAUGAUUCGAUGGAGUCGAUUGACCUUCAGAUGGCCAGAUUAACCGGUCAGAAAAACAGUAUCAGUGAAAGUUCGGUCGGAGGAAAAUGCAUAAUGUCGACGACAGCAGCUCUGGCCGCUCAUCUUUUACACGCCGAGGCACAAGAUCAACUUGGUGAUCUCGGACCGUCAUUGGGAAUGAAAAAAUCAUCCAGUCUAGAAUCGCUGCAGACCAUGGUUCAGGAAAUACAGAUGGCAGAUGAACCACGAGGGCCGAAUGCUUUACGUACACCGCGAGGCCGUGGUCGUGAGGAAAUACUCCGGGCUGUCGUGGAGCAACCUUCAGAAUCGCCAGCGAAAAAACAUUGGCUUCUAGAAGAUGGAGCACCUGCUUUGUUGGCCACUGCGGAGUGUACGGAUGGAGGUUUUGUCUCUAGAAACAGCCCCUUUCAGUCGUCUUUAAAUGAUGGCAAAGGGGCAAAACUACGCGCUAAGAAGAGCGGAGGGUUACUGCGAGGAAUUGGUCAUAUGUUCCGAUUUGGAAAGCACCGAAAGGACGUGAUCGCGCCCACGGGAACGACGAGUCUUCUAUCAGCUACGUCAACAGAACCAGCGGUUGAUUACACAGGUCCAACGGGUGCGUCACAUCACACGAUCGGCACAAAAAUGACCGAAUCCGACGGUACAGGAACAGCUACUACACAGAGAACCGGAGGUAGUAGUUCUAGCUCAAAGCGUGGAACACUUGGAAUUGGACACAGCGCUGCAUCGCGAUACAUCGUGUUUGAUCCAAAUUCAGUCGAACGUUCGGCAUCGUCCGGUGUUAUGUAUGGACAUAGUCAGCCUCCUCAUUAUCAACCACCUCCACCACCGCCUUUAACAGGAGGAGCAACAGCUGCAGCUAGCGUCGGUGGUACUUCGAUUCAUCAUACCGAUGUUUUUAACCAUCGUUACUCACAUUACGUCAACUACGAGGAACUGCAGCAACAGAUCAGGUAAACGAUGUUUAAAUUAAUCGCUUUAUGGAAUU
Messenger RNA from Anopheles nili, 4897 nucleotides. RefSeq lists its product as uncharacterized. NCBI's taxonomy places the organism in Eukaryota, Metazoa, Arthropoda, Insecta, Diptera, Culicidae. Gene Ontology annotation, cellular component: adherens junction; apical junction complex; apical plasma membrane. The coding region runs from base 1 to 4866 and encodes 1621 amino acids. The record is from RefSeq and is a predicted model, not a curated record. Gene Ontology annotation, molecular function: phosphatidylinositol binding; protein binding. Gene Ontology annotation, biological process: microtubule cytoskeleton organization; intracellular protein localization; cell adhesion. The transcript has 7 exons.